AUCUGAUUGAUCGGCUUCAUCUGUGUAUGAUCGGUUUGUGACUCAUCUGGGUAUCAGUACUCGAAGUCAGUAGUUGUACAUGAUGCGAGAUUAAUAAUCAAUCAGAGUGUCAGUCGGUGAUCCAUCUGUUGCAGUCUCGUCGAAAAAUUGAAGUAUAAUCCAGAACGAGUGAAGAAACUGGAAGUGCCUAACACGUCGCUCAGAUACGAGAGACGAGCAACCGGCGCAAAGUGUUCGAAAUCACCUCAAGGAAGUCGAGAAACCAGAUGAAGCAGAAUCUUUCUUCGUUCUUGAGUGAGUAUCUGUCUGAGUGUUGCAACUGUUGUCCAGCAAAGAGAUUUUCCUCCGCUUCGCCCCGCCCCAGAAAACGCCGAACUUCAUACCCUGUACAUUUAAUUAAACUCGCCGUUACACACGACUCCUCAUUUUCAUAAGUCAUCUCCCUUAGAGCUCGUCACUCGAUCAUCGAUGAUUUGAUGCAAUAAAGCUUAAAAACUCUAUCCCUUCAGUGAUGCGGUCUGUACAUUGUUUUCCAAGCGGCAACUGCUGGACAGCAUAAAGAGAACAGUGUCUCAAAAGUAUGAAUAUCUUUGACCCUCCAACCAAAAAUAAUAGGGACGAUCUUCGAAGUUCAAGUUACGAAGGAUCUGAUUCCGUAGGUGUAAAGCAAAUAGACAGCACCGAGAUAUCUUCUGGCAGGACGGUAUUCCCAGCGUAAUUCACACUCAUUGUGCUAGUUGUUCAUCUUCUCGUUUUCUUUUCUCGUUGGUAAGGACUUAUUUGGUUUGCAUAACAAGCAUAGCCAGGAUGACAAGUCGGGGUGCACGGCCACCUCACAUUGUCAAAGAUGAGAUUGCGGCGGCGACCGUGUUCCUGAGUAGAGCCGCGGAGGCGAUUUGUACAUUAAUCUUUCUCUUUGUUAUCCGUUUUUUAUAACAAUCUGAUACAAUGAAAAUGAAUACGAUGUCGAAUGACUGUACAAUGAAGAAGAUCAUUCUUUGCAGAGAAACCAUGUUCGUACUUGUUUCAAUCCAAUAAUGUGGUCGGAAGAUAAUCUCUUCUCAAAAUGUUUUCAGGGAAAAAUAAUAAUAUAUCGACACUGUCGCUGCAAAGACUGAAUGAAAUAUUCGACCCUCGAAAAGAAUUCUUUCGGGCAACCGUCAAAAGCGCCGCCACUCGAGACCUCUGUAGGGCCACCUUGGACCAGCUAGCAAAAAAGGCCCACUCGAUUGUAACCCUCGAGAACUUCAACAAAGCGCUCACGGAAGCCGCGGAGUACUCUUUGUGUUUCAAAAAUCUUCAUCCUUUUGCUUUUUGUUUUUCUUAGCUGCAGCAAACCUGAAAAACUUUUUUUCACCAUCAUGUUAGAAAAAUGGAAAAGUAAUACGAGAUUAAGAAGAUCAGCAUAGGUAGAUAUGAUAAAGGAGUCUAUGCGUCAUGGCAUCAAAAACACCUCUCAUCAGCAUCAGCCGCACCAACAAGGCCGGGGCCGCGCCCAGCAGCAGCCUCCAGACCUAUGCAGCGACGACGCCUGUGUCCACUUCUCGCGCGGCUCUGUCCACCAUGCACUUCGAGGCCAUGACCGUCAUGCAGAUUUCGACUAUUGCGUUUGUUGCGGGCUUGGCUUUGGUUUGGUGCGUGCGCCGCCGCCACCGCGAUCAUCGUCGCCUGUCCGCAAAUGAUGCGCCGACUUUGCCGAAGUACGGGUCUACUGUGGAUGACUGCACUAAGGAAGAAUGCUAG
Molecule: messenger RNA, 1743 nt
Organism: Amoebophrya sp. A25
Lineage: Eukaryota; Dinophyceae; Syndiniales; Amoebophryaceae
Source: the annotation of a GenBank genome assembly